AUGACCAGCCGGAUGAUCAUCCUGGCGGGAGCUCCAGAGGCCGCGAAGCUCGACUGGAGCGAGAAAUCGCUUCUGCCGGAUUCCGCCCACGUCGAGUCUCUCACAAUCGACAAAGACUCACCAGCUCCGCAGACUCCGUUAUCCCCCUCGUCCAAAGCCUUCGGUGCGCAAUGGCGACAGAUCACCACGCAGAAGCUCCAAAUGCGACCGGUCUUGCCCAAACUCAAUAUCGACGCGCGUCAGACGACGCCAGGCAGUGCAUUUCCAUCCCACAGCGGCCAGCAGAACGAGCCCAAUGAGAUGGACCGUAGCGGCGCCGAAUUCUUCUCCUUCUCGGAAUUGCUCGGCGUGUCUACCCCAAGCAGCGACAUCAGUGAAGCUCAAUCACAACCUUCGCUAUCCGGGGGCUCUUCCUCCAUCCCCGACACCGCAUCGAACAGUACGGGGGCGUUCAAUACUUCCGAAGGCGGUCCACUAGCCGAGUACUAUGACCAUUCUUUUUCUAUUUACGAAGCAAUCCCUUCCUCGCAACUCUCACACUUCUCCGAUUCCAUUACCCCCGGCACGCCAACUUAUGAAUCGAACAAGGAGAUGUUUUCGUCACAACAAACCACCGGUACACCCGGCGGGAUCAUUAGGACACCUUCACAAAGGCGUUUAAGUCAGGCACCACGACCGAAAACGUUGAGCGAGUUACAAGACAUUCCGAACGCAGCGUAUUUGGAAAACAUUUCGCCACAGACAAUGACAGUCAACUUGAUUGUGGGUAUCGUCUCCAUCGCGCCGCCAAGGACAGUCAUCACAGGCGCGAAAUACGGUCGACCGAAGGAGGUAGACUUGGUGGAGAUGGUAGUGGGCGACGACACAAAAUCCGGCUUCCCCAUUUCCAUGUGGCUACCAAAGGAAAUGCGAGUGAACUGGAAAGACGGGGCCAACGCGAAUCCGGAAGGAAGCCGAAGUAUUUUACGUCGGACUCUGCGGUUCAUGAAACCUCGGGACGUGGUGUUGCUCCAGAACGUGGCGCUCAGCUCAUUCCGGGGCAAAGUGCACGGGCAGAGCCUGAAGGGCGACGUCACCAAGAUCGAUCUGUUGUUCCGCAAGAAAGUGGACGACGACGAUUUAAGCGGCAUCUACUCGGUGAGCAACCUGCGGACGGCCAACGUGGGUAAGGACCCGCAGGUGCUUAAGGUGAAGAAAGUGAAGGAUUGGCUGAUGGAGUUUGUGGGUGAGCGAGAGGGAGGUUUGGGAGGUGGAUUGGCGCUGCCGGGAGGGAGGAAAGGGAGAAAGAAUAAGGCCGGAUACGGCUAUGCGUUCUUACCUGAUGAUACCCCGUGA
Molecule: messenger RNA, 1335 nt
Organism: Fonsecaea erecta
Lineage: Eukaryota; Fungi; Ascomycota; Eurotiomycetes; Chaetothyriales; Herpotrichiellaceae
Exons: 1
Coding region: 1-1335 (444 amino acids)
Source: RefSeq, a predicted model, not a curated record